AGUGCAUUUUGUUUGCAAAGUAGUGAGAUUGUUCUAGAAGAUGGUUGGAGAGUGUGAGCAAGAAAAAUCACAGAUGAGAUACAUAUAUAGCCACCCUCAGAUAAACCAUAAAGAAUAACAGUUACAAAUUCAAAUACUCAAAACCAUGGGCCAAACAUGAUAAAUUGAUGAAGAAUACAACAGCAUAUAAUAGUGGUAAUAGAAUGGUGUUAGUGAUGGCGUUACUAAUUCCUUUUCCUUCUUCUCAACAAAUGGCUAAUCAAUUUCCUCCAACCUCCUUAAUUCACGUUUUUGUCUUUCUCUGCACCUAUUCCGCCUUCUUUUCUUCUUUUUUCCCAAAUUUCUUUUCAUACUCACUUACCCUCUUUUCUCUCUUUUUCUUCAUAUUAUGGCCAUCACUACUAGGAGAAAACAACAUGUUCCUCAACCUCAACAUCAUUCCAGUAAUUACAAACCACCUUUCAUUGUAUUAUUUUUGGUUCACAGGUAUUUGGCAGCCAACUGUGCCAAGAUGGGAGAAGAUGUUUUGCUCUUCGGUUGGCUCAGUUCCAUGGGAAAAGCUGGUAGAAACCAAGAAGUAUAUGUAUCUGUACGACAACGUCGUUAAUUGGAAUGAUUCGGCUAGUGAAGAAGCCUUCGACAAUGCAAAAAGUAGGUUUUGGUCCGAAAUCAAUGGGCUUCCUUGUGACAUACCGUUGCCUGAUCCUGACAUUUACAUUGACGAUAUCGAUUGGAGUUCAACUAUUGACCCUGAGCUUAUUCUAGACUUGGAAAGAGACGCAAUAGUCCCUAGUGACAAAGAAAAUGAUGCGGAGGUUGUGAUCAUCGGCGACGCUCUACUUGUGAAUCAGUCAUUUUUCUGCAUUGGAAUUGCAAUAAAAUACACUAAAAUUUAACUUUCAACUUCGAUUUUUUUUUUUCAUUUUUGUAAUCUAAUUAAUGACAUACGAAUAAUUAAUGUAUAUAAAUGAUUUUAUAUCA
Molecule: messenger RNA, 981 nt
Organism: Cicer arietinum (chickpea)
Lineage: Eukaryota; Viridiplantae; Streptophyta; Magnoliopsida; Fabales; Fabaceae
Source: RefSeq, a predicted model, not a curated record